UCGAAACUACCUUCUCCACCGAGCGCGUAACUGGCUUAUCACGCUAUUCUCGUCCUGGACUCGAAUCAAUAAUCUCGUUAAGGCCGCACGCCGCGUGAGAUGGCUACAAAGGAGGAUCGGGAGACUCUGAGGCUGCUCGUGCAGCAUGUCUCGCGUGCUUUUUACGAACCAAAGUACACGAUCAUCAUGGACCAGCUAGCGCGCAACAUGGUCCUCAAAGACGACGAUCUUGCUGGUCGGAUGGGGCUGCAGCCGAAGGAACUGAACAAGGUCAUCGCGACAUUGUCCAAUGAUAGACUGGUGCAAAUAUACAGGCAAAACGAGCUCCGGGAGGGAGCGCAGCGUGCUACGGCCAAGCAGUAUUACUUCAUCGACUAUGAGCAUUUCUGCAAUGUCGUCAAGUGGAGGAUAGCGAAGAUGAGAAAGCAAAUCGACACGAAAGCCCGGAAUGAGCUCGAUAACAAGGGCUACAUCUGUCCGCAGUGCAAGGCUUCCUAUACGCCACUCGACGUUGCCAACCUCAUGGACGUGACACUCAAUCUGCUCAUUUGCGAGAUAUGCCAUGCUGAGGUCAUCGACAACGAAGACAUUGACCUGGUGACUGGAACGAAGGACCGUAUGCAACGUUUCAAUCAUCAAAUGCGAUUCAUACGAGCCGGCCUACAGAAGAGCGAGGACAUGGUAUUACCUGCCUUCGACGUGGCGGCCUGGGUGAAGAGCCACCAGCCUGAUCAAUCAAAGAAGGAGACGACGGAGGCUGGCUCAGAGCUCAAGUUUGCGGGUUCAGACGGAGUCCAACGCAAAGACGACGGGGUCGGCAUCGUCAUCUCAACAGAUCAGGAUGAAGCUACACGUCGCCGGGAGCGAGACGAGAAGGCGCAGGCGAAACGGCAACAGAACUUGUUGCCCGAGUGGAUCAAAGCCAGUACCGUUUCUGGGCAGAUGACGGCCGUUGGUAUCAAAGAGCUUGCUCGUGCUGCCGCAGCGAAGGAGGCAUCGGGGGCCUCGUCGGCGUCGAGUUCCAACGACGACAUCUUGCGCGGCUUGGGCAUCGUUGGGGAUAACAGUUCGCGAGGAAAGGGCAACAUCCGUCCAGCUAUGAUGACGAAUGAUGCGGUCGAUGUGAAGCCUGUGAUUGACCACGAAGCUCAAUACUGGGACAAUUACUAUGCGAAUCUGGGGACAUCUGCCCAGGCGACACCAGCAAGUCUGGGCGCACCUACUGGCUCUGAUUUCGGUGUGGAUGAAGAAGACGAUAUCAAACCCAAUAUCGAAUACCUCGACUCUCUUAACGAGUACAGAAAACGAUCUCGUUCGAAUGAAGGAGUGGUGGACACACCGAAUAAAACACCAAAGCUGGAGUCGAGCGCACCGGAAUUCGCCAUCGUUCCGACAGUCGAGCAGAUUCCAAUGGAACCAGAAGUACCAAGGGAGGAUCCUAUCGUGUAUGUCAAUGGCACCCCCAUGACUUUUUCGCAAGUCACAGAGGCGGAGCACGAUUUGAUGACGCCAGACGAGUAUACCGCAUACUUCCAGGUCAUGCAGGACAUGGAGCAGUAGUCGGUAGGAUUCGGUCAGCAUGUCGUGGGAUGUACUGGUAUCCGACAUACAUGCGGACGAAUGGCACUUGCAGCAACUCAUGCCCACAUCGGGCAAUGCUCACAUCAACACACUGGUGAACUCGACAAGAGGAAGGUCAUUCACAAAGCUCUAUCCGGCCAGUGGGCACAAGCGGAUUACCGGGGUAAUCAGGUUCAGUUGCAAGCACUUCGCAUUGUUUACGCGCACAGAGUGGGGAGUACCGGUCUAGCAACAGUGUAUUGGCAGUUCAGAGGAAAAGGUAGAACGUCUAGCUGCGCAAAUUGAGUGUGUUCCAAAAGGAUAGCACAUGAAACACCCACCGAGAAAUCGUCAGUCGGCCUGGAUAAUACGUUUCCGAGUCAUGAUGCGGUGAGAGCUAGGCUUACCCUGCAAGCCAUCCCGGUGGUAAUACUCCCUGGCGAGUUCGGACGUCUAGAACCUAGGUACAAUGCUAUCAGCAGCGCUUUCUACACUCUCCAGCCUACUCCAUACUGGAACUCCUCACAAAUCCGGGGAACAGGCUGGGAUAGUAUAUGGGUCUGUCAGGGCCUAAUUAUGGUUGCAUAGUGUAGCGGCUCAUCACACAAGAUUUUGAUGCUCAUUCGUCACGGGCUGUCAAUUCUUGAGAUCCCGGUUCGACCCCGGGUGCGACCUAUUUACUCCCUUCUAGGGUCCCACCCCUGGUUCGGUUCUUACGAUUCCGAAUGGGAUCUUUUUGUACUCGAAUUUGUUAUCG
Molecule: messenger RNA, 2317 nt
Organism: Mycena citricolor
Lineage: Eukaryota; Fungi; Basidiomycota; Agaricomycetes; Agaricales; Mycenaceae
Source: the annotation of a GenBank genome assembly